UGUGCACAGCGAUUUGAAGAGAGAAGUUUUUUUCCCUGGUGCGUCUCCGGCAGUUUGCGAGUCAACGGGGAGGAGGACUCGAGCGCCACAAAUGAUUCGUACGAGUCUCAGCAACAGGGCAGCGAGAGAAAUGUCAGGGACUGCCCCGGCAGCCUUGAGCGAGGGGAAGCGCGACUAGUCGGAUGCACCGCAACGCGGAAAAAUAUUCCGGGGGAGAGAAUGCGAAUGGUGAGAGGAUACCGAAGUCAAACAAAAUGGAAACGAUGUAGCGUCGCUGCGACAGUUCACAUAGCUAGAACUAACGGUAGAGUAGAGAGUAGAUAGCUAAGGGGCUAGCAGGUUAACUAACAUACAUGUAAAGUUAUUCCCGGGAGCAGCUGAAGCGGAGCCUCGGAGGCGUCUGUUGAAUCGGGAGAGUUCACCAGUGUCGCGGGAUCAAAGAAGAUAAUCGGAAGAAGAUGCUCCGGAGAAGACUAAACCGUUUGCUUGGCGGCGAUGAGAGAAGAGUAGACAGCAGGACUAUCUAUGUUGGUCAUCGGUCAUCUUCUACCAAUGAGGCUUUCAUCCCACCCAAGUUCUGUGAUAACAGGAUUGUGUCUUCCAAGUAUACAGUUUGGAACUUUAUACCAAAGAACCUGUUUGAACAGUUCAGAAGAAUCGCCAAUUUCUACUUUCUUAUCAUUUUCCUGGUGCAGGUGAUCGUGGACACCCCCACAAGCCCAGUCACCAGCGGCCUACCCUUGUUUUUUGUGAUUACAGUUACUGCUAUAAAGCAGGGCUACGAGGACUGGCUGCGGCACAAGGCUGACAAUGAGGUGAAUAAGUACCCAGUGACGGUGCUGGAGCAAGGCCGGAGCGUGCAGAAGGAGAGCGAGAAGAUCAAGGUUGGAGAUGUUGUGGAGGUGGAAGAAGAUGUGACUUUUCCCUGUGAUUUAAUACUGCUGCAGUCAAGCCGAGAUGACGACACAUGUUUCGUUACCACAGCAAGUCUGGAUGGAGAGUCCAACCAUAAAACCCAUUACACAGUGCCAGAGACAGAGAAGGAUCUGGAAUGUCUCAACGCCACCAUCGAGUGUGAACAACCACAGCCUGACCUUUACAAGUUUGUCGGCCGUCUGCACAUCUAUAAAAACGACCAGGAGCCGGCAGUGAGGUCUUUGGGCCCAGAAAACCUCCUGCUGAAAGGGGCAACUUUAAAGAACACUCAGAGAAUCUGUGGUGUUGCAAUUUACACUGGCAUGGAGACAAAGAUGGCGCUCAACUACCAGAGCAAGUCUCAAAAACGCUCUGCUGUGGAGAAGUCUAUCAAUGCCUUCCUUCUGGUUUACCUUUGCAUAUUGGUGAGCAAGGCCCUAGUGUGCACUACACUUAAGUAUGUGUGGCAGGGCAAGCCCGGACAGGAUGAGCCUUGGUACAAUGAGAAAAAUCAGAGAGAGAAGGACACCAAUCUGUACCUAAAGAUGUUCACUGACUUCCUGUCCUUCAUGGUGCUCUUCAACUUCAUCAUUCCGGUAUCCAUGUAUGUGACGGUUGAGAUGCAAAAGUUUUUGGGAUCAUUUUUCAUCACAUGGGACAAAGACUUCUUUGAUCCUGAAAUCAAGGAGGGAGCCCUGGUCAACACUUCAGACCUCAAUGAGGAGCUGGGACAGGUGGAGUAUGUCUUCACAGACAAGACGGGCACCCUCACUCAGAACAACAUGGAGUUCAUCGAGUGCUGCAUCGAUGGCUUCCAGUACAAGUACCGGGACGCGAGCUCCGAUUUGGAUGGAUUCUGUGUCACAGAUGGACCUGUGAACAAAGUGCAGGAGAAAGCUGGCAGGGAGAAGGAGGAGCUGUUUCUGCGUGCCCUGUGCCUGUGCCACACAGUCCAGGUGAAGGAGUCUCCAGAGCAGGGUCAAGGCCAAAGGGACCAGGUGGAUGGCUUCGGGCUGGAUGAAGAGGUGCUCCCUCCACCGCGGGAGCAUCGGGGCUUUAUCGCCUCUUCACCUGAUGAGGUUGCUCUGGUCAAGGGUGCCAUGAGGUUUGGCUUCACAUUUCUGGGUCUGGAAAGUAAGAACAUGAAAAUUCUCACCAGGAACAAUGAUGUUGAAAUGUAUGAACUGCUUCACGUGUUGAACUUUGACCCCGUGAGAAGGCGCAUGAGUGUAAUAGUCAGAUCCAAAUCAGGUGAUACAUUGCUCUUCUGUAAGGGAGCAGACUCUUCCAUAUUUCCGCGCGUCAGACAGGAGGAGGUUGAAAGGAUACGCCUGCACGUGGAGCGUAAUGCCACGGAGGGCUACCGGACACUGUGUGUGGCCUACAAAUAUCUCGGUGCAGACGAGUACGCCCAGGCAGAUGCCGGCUUGAGGGAAGCUCGGCUGGCUCUGCAGGACAGAGAGGAGAAGCUCAUGGCCGUUUACAACCAAGUGGAGACUGGCAUGUGUCUAAUAGGAGCGACUGCUGUAGAGGACCGGCUUCAAGAGGAGGCAGCAGAGACCAUGGAGGCUCUGCAGGGUGCCGGUAUUAAAGUUUGGGUCCUAACGGGGGACAAGAUGGAGACGGCAAAGUCCACCUGCUAUGCUUGUAGAUUGUUCCAGAGAAAUACGGAGCUGUUGGAGCUUACUGUGCGUACUCUGGAGGAUGGAGGGAAGAGGCGGGAGGAACGACUGCAUGAGCUCUUGCUUGAAUACCACAAGAAAACUGUACAGGAUGCACCACCGGCUAAAUCGGGCGUCACCAGGACCUGGUCUUCAGCAAACCAUGACUAUGGCUUCAUCAUAGACGGAGCCACUCUGUCGAUGGUGCUCAACUCCUCCUCUGAAUCCAACUCGAGUCGCUACAAGAACCUGUUGCUGCAGAUUUGUCAAAACUGCACCUCUGUGCUCUGCUGCCGCAUGGCUCCUCUCCAGAAGGCUCAGAUUGUUAAAAUGGUGAAGAACUCUAAAGGCAGCCCGAUCACUCUCUCCAUUGGAGAUGGGGCCAAUGACGUCAGCAUGAUUUUGGAAGCUCAUGUUGGCAUUGGUAUUAAGGGUAAGGAGGGUCGGCAGGCAGUGAGGAACAGUGAUUAUGCCAUCCCCAAACUCAAGCACCUCAAGAAACUUUUGUUGGCUCAUGGGCAUCUCUACUAUGUCCGCAUUGCACACCUGGUGCAAUAUUUCUUUUACAAGAACCUCUGCUUCAUCUUACCUCAGUUUUUGUACCAGUUCUUCUGUGGCUAUUCCCAGCAACCCCUGUAUGACGCGGCCUAUCUGACGAUGUACAACAUCUGCUUCACCUCUAUGCCCAUCCUGGCCUACAGUCUCCUGGAGCAGCACGUCUGCAUUGAGGUUCUGCUGGACAACGCUGCCCUCUACAGAGAUAUUGCUAAGAAUGGCAUGUUACAGUGGAGACCGUUCCUCUACUGGACUCUACUUGGAGUCUUCCACGGCCUGCUCUUCUUCUUUGGUGUUAGAUUUUUGUUCAGUAACCCAGCACUGCAGGACAACGGCCAGGUUUUUGGCAACUGGUCAUACGGAACAAUUGUCUUCACCAUCCUUGUCUUCACUGUCACACUGAAGCUCGCUCUGGACACACGGCACUGGACAUGGAUCAACCACUUUGUCAUCUGGGGCUCCCUCCUUUUCUACGUGUUUUUCAGCUUCUUCUGGGGAGGAAUAAUAUGGCCUUUCCUGAAGCAGCAACGUUUGUACUUUGUGUUUGCCAACAUGUUGAGCUCCGUGUCGGCCUGGCUGGUCAUCAUCCUGCUCAUCCUGCUCAGCCUCCUGCCAGAGAUCCUGCUUGUGGUGUUCCGCAAGCGUCGUGGGCCUCGACAGCUGUCAGAGGCCCGUCAACUCCCAAGAUCCAGACCGCAGCUGUCACACCACUAUCCUAUAAGCACCUGAAGGAGCACGAGUGAAAGGCAGAAAGGAUUGUGUCCCAUACCAUUCAGGUCUGUCUGCCAUCAUGCCUGGUCUUAAAAGAGGAAAAGAAGAAGAACAAGAUGAAGAGGAGGACAACAAACAAGAUGAGCGAUGGGCUGACUGGGGGGUGAAGGGUUAAAAAGGAGUUUAGCAGUCUUUUGACUGGCGUCUCUUUCUCUGCCCAAUCCCAACCGAACCUAACCCCCCAAUGCAUGCCUGCAGAGCAGUGCCCUGCAUUAUUUUUAAUAUCUACUCCGAUGACGGGCAUGCAUUUUCUUUCUUUUUACUUCUUUAAAAGAAAUACUAGCUUACAAAAGAAUGCAUACACGGCUGCCUUGUCAGUAGCUCUAUCCAACUGCUGUGUUUUAACAAGCGGUUGUAAUAAUAUCCACUCUAAGAAUGGUUCACCUGCAUGAAAGAAGGCCCAACAGAACGCUUCACUCCACUAAUGUUCAAUCACUGUGUUCUGCAACGUUUUUAUAUGAUCUCAUUCUCACCAAUGGUUACACUUUGAACGGUUAUUAUACUUUAUACUUCUUAUGUUUUUCAACAGUUAUUCUUUAUUUGGUUAUGUUUCAGUACUUGCACUCACGCACGGUUUAAAUUAUUCAAGAGAAAAGGUCACUGAAGGUGAUUUCAGAGCAGUUUAUAGAGGAUUAUAUGAUUAUUGUUGUUUCCAAUGAGAAAUAUGCAUUUCUAUUGAAUCCUAAGAUGUAAGAGGAGCUGAUGGAGGCCAGAGAUACCCCUCAAUCCAAAGUGUGUGUGUGUACGUGUUUGUGUGUUUGUACGCAAGAUUGAGAACAAUAUUAGAUGUGAAGCAAUAAGACAUUGCACAGAGCGAGACCUAAAUCUGCCAACCUCAGAGAUAAUUUAAAAGUCCAUUUAAAAUAAGAAUAUUAAUAUAUGUGCUCUACUGUGUAUACUUAGAUUAGAGAUGUAAAAGAGCAUCUGCUCAAAGCCAAAAAGAUGAACGCAAUGUGAUCCGAUUCUGUCCACACAGGAUAUGUGCGUAAGUGUUACUGUAAGUGCUGGAUGACAACAUCCAGAAAGGCCCGUGUGUCCCGAACACCAGGAUUACUUGAGCCCCAUUGAUGUAGUUCGCCUCGACACGUCCUGCACUAUUUAGGAAGCUGGUGUCCUCAUUGCUGAGAUGGUCACAAAGGCACACACACAUGCACAUAUCCGAGAGACAAGAACACGCACGCACAAAAUACCACGUUGUACACAUUAUUGCGUACAUGCACUAACGCCUAAAUGAGAUAUUCGUGUUCAUUAGCUAGUGAGCAUCAUUUGUCUCAGGCUUGCUAAAGUUGGAGUGUAAAGAAAAUCAACUCCAAACCUGCAGAGUCGACGUAGCUCAAACCACUUCGGGGCUCCAGGCUCCGGCUCGUCCUCCUGUUUUGGGUCAAAUUGACUGACUGACGGGUCGACGGAGUGGACCGCUUGUUCCUUCCUUUAACUUCUUGUGUGCUUCAUACAUUCCAUUCAAACAUGCCAUGAUUUCAAACACUUUCAAAUGAGUGUUUCUGAAUACUCUUGUUUUCUGUUAUUUCCACAAACCUGUAUUUCUCUAUUUGACAUAUUUAUUGUUAAGUGUACUUUUACUCACAAAUGUUGUUCUUUUAUUACUUAAUUUUUUUUUACAUUUUUUUUUUAUUGUGAAGACUGGUCAAUCUUGUGCUCGUUACUCCAGCCCUGAUGUGAGCCUGUGCCAAUCCCUUUUAGUAGUCUUUGUCAUACAUGCUAAGACAGGCAGCUCCGACAACACACUCCCAGUAUCCCAGUCGAACCAGUGCCGGUCCUUUUACCAGGUUAUCUCAGCGCUUGGUUUAAACUGAUGAGUAGCUGUCGGGGGGGGUGAUUUUAUAGAGUUUACUACUACUCUGAUCCCUGCUCAAACAAUAACUCCAGUGCAGUAAUUUCCAGUACUGACCGUGUAUUUCACCCCACUGGCUUAUCCGAUACAGUGCUUGUCAUUCCGCCAAAUGAAAAUAAUUAAUUUAUGUUAAUUUGUUUUUAACAAAUGGAAAAAUGUACGCACCUUUUCAGUGUCAUUUUCUACUAAGACGACCUGUUUUUCUGAUGUCAGGAUUAUGCCGGGGUCUGUUUGUCUUUCCUCUGACACGUCGCCUCCAGAGAGGACGCGCUGAGCGGGGCUGCCUGCUUUGCUGAAAAACAUUAUAAAACCUUUAAGUGACAUCGGAGAUGCUAUUUUCAGAGCUUAAUAUCUUGUAAUCUAAUGUUUUGCCUGUUUAAAUGAAAAGUAUAAAAGAGUGGAUUGUAUUUUUAAUGCAACAUUUUUCCAGCCACUUUUGCAAUAAAAUCAAAACGUCCAAAAACAAAAAGCACGAGAGGCUCUGUGGUUGUGGAUGCUGUCCCUGUGUGAGGGCCGGGGGUGGACACCUCGCCACCUCCGGCCCUUUGGGUCUCCAGCCUCAACACUCUAAACCUCCAAGCUGAAUGUACCUCUUUGAAACUCGUCUGUCUAAAACCUGAAGAUUUUUCUGAAAUAAAGCAGAAUGUUUUAAAGAUUAAAAAAAACUUCUUCUAGUG
Pseudoliparis swirei is the source of this 6431-nucleotide messenger RNA. It is a transcript of the gene atp11c, whose product is annotated as ATPase phospholipid transporting 11C. Lineage: Eukaryota; Metazoa; Chordata; Actinopteri; Perciformes; Liparidae. The coding region runs from base 459 to 3860 and encodes 1133 amino acids. The transcript has 30 exons. Gene Ontology annotation, cellular component: plasma membrane; trans-Golgi network; recycling endosome. The record is from RefSeq and is a predicted model, not a curated record. Gene Ontology annotation, biological process: phospholipid translocation. Gene Ontology annotation, molecular function: ATP hydrolysis activity; ATP binding; ATPase-coupled intramembrane lipid carrier activity.